Molecule: messenger RNA, 4816 nt
Organism: Malaya genurostris
Lineage: Eukaryota; Metazoa; Arthropoda; Insecta; Diptera; Culicidae
Exons: 8
Coding region: 90-4805 (1571 amino acids)
Biological process (GO): regulation of transcription by RNA polymerase II
Cellular component (GO): nucleus
Molecular function (GO): zinc ion binding; RNA polymerase II transcription regulatory region sequence-specific DNA binding; DNA-binding transcription factor activity, RNA polymerase II-specific
Source: RefSeq, a predicted model, not a curated record
GUUGACGGUAUACCGUGAAAGCAAUCGAGCAGCUGAUUUUCAGUUUUUUCUAAAAUGCGAACGGAUUUGGAGCACGGUGAAUAAUUAGAAUGGAUACUUGUUGCCGUGUGUGUAUGAAUGACACCAACAGAAAUCUGAUUCCAAUCAGUUAUGAAGUGGAAAACAUUACAAUCGAGCAACUAAUAACCUUCUGUAGUGGUGUUGUGGUCGAAAGUUUGGACAUGCUUCCAAAGAAUUGCUGCGAACGAUGCGUAGAAGCCCUUCACAUAGCCUACAUUAUAAUCAAGCAAUGUAGGGAUUCCAAUGAAAAGUUAAGAAAUUUAGUGAAAGCAAAGCAAGACGAUUCUGGGAAAAGCUAUGAUUCAACGGACGUUGAAACAGGAAUUCCUGAGGAAGCCGAUGAUCCUUCCAUUCAGAAUGAGUCGAACACCGAAAAUGACGAUGUACACAUCGUUGAACACCCGAUUCCUACAACGUGCUGUGCAUGUAGAGUUGACUAUGAGACGGCGGAUGCUCUUUCUAGCCACAUAAAAGAGUUACACGAGCCAGAAAAAACGGAUGAUGAUUCGAAAAAACCGUACCAGUGUGAUAUUUGUUUCAAGCGGUACUUCAAAAAGACGUCCUUGAAUCGCCACAAAAGGAUGGGAGUUUCUGCAAUAGGUGUUCGUUUGAAAGAAAAGGAACAGCCCGUUGAUUAUCGGUGCUGUGGUUGCCGGAACGACUUCGACUGUUUGGCGUUGCUGAGGGAACAUUCUUUGCUGGAACACGGUGUCAAUAAGACUAAUGACGAAACGAGACCUUUUGAGUGUGAAAUUUGCUUCAAGAGAUACUCUAAUAAAACAUCAUUGGAUCGGCACUUCCGGGAACGCUUCUCCCAUAGACGCACUCGUAUUGUUAGGAAGCUUGGUCCGAAUCAGUGUUGUGGUUGCCGAGAAAAGUUCACCACCAAGGAGCAGUUAGUACGACAUUCUAAGCAGGUCCACGAAUCGGAUCGUGUGACUGACCUUAGCGGAUUGAAACCGUUCGAAUGCAAUAUCUGCUUCAGCAGAUAUUCCACCCAGGAAGCAUUCAACCGACAUAAAUCUGGUCAUUCCAAUGAUCAACUUUAUCAGUGUCAACAAUGUGAGAAAUCUUUUGUCAAACAAAUAAUGCUCCGCUGUCAUGAGCGUAAAUAUCACAAUGGGAUACACCAAGAAGUUAUCGGCCCAUACCAGUGUACAAGAUGUGGUAAAACAUUUAUGCAACCAAGUUCUCUUACCAAUCACGAGAAGGUUCAUGAUAGGAGCGAACGAUACGAAUGUUCCAUCUGCCAGAAACAAUUUUGCAGCAAAGGCAGUUUGCAGACCCACCUCAAGCUGCAUUCAAAUCCAGCGGAACAACGGAAAGCACUUUUCGAAUGUUCGAUUUGUCAUCAACGGUUCAAAACUCCAAACUAUCUGGAAGUACAUUCGAGAGUCCACACCGGAGAGAAACCGUACAAAUGCAAGUAUUGCUCGAAGUUGUUCGCUCAUGCCUCCGGCCAUAAGAGGCAUCUGUUGACACACAAUGGCGUAAAGCCGUUUGCCUGUAUAUAUUGCGGUCGCGAAUUCUCCAACAGACCUAGCAUGCUAAUACACGAAAAAAGUCAUGGUACGGAACGGAACGCCAGGUGCGAUAUUUGCGACAAAGACUUCGUGCACGAUAUGUAUUUGCGGAAACAUCGAAAACCCUUCAGACUGUCUAUCAGUGUUGGUUCUGCCUUUCGCUUCCGUACCGUUAUACUGCUGUUCGUACCAGGUGGUAGUGUUCGAAUUCCGCUAGUGCCUGCACCGGGUCCCGUCGAGGUGGUGGAUGCUGUGGUUCUCAUCGCUGGUGACACCGUUGGACUUUCGCGAAGCUGUUGGGCUGCUAUCGAACCACGAGGUGUGCUAGACUGUGGUCCUGUGGAGUUGGUGGUAGGGGAUGCACUGGUUGACGAUGCGGUUGGUAGUUGGGAUGAUCUUUGCUGGGCAUUGAAUGCUCCUUGUGGUGACGCCUGCGUGUUGAUGGUUGACAUUUGCAAAGACUUAGCACUGGUUAUGACAGGUACCUGUUGCCUCGGUGUCGGAGUUUGCAUUCGACUGGCAUUAUUGGAUGGUGCUGCACUGGCCAAUGGAACUCGCACAAUGCCCAUGUUUAUUUUCUUAACUACCUUCUCCUUGUCCUGUGGAUUUGCGGGACCUGCGUUUAUCGAGGAUGGAUCGCGGACAAUGAUAUGCGGCCGGGGGACUCCAUCAUCAUCGACAUCGUCAUCAUCGCUAGCAACGAUCGUAGUAGUUUUAGUGCUAGUAGUAGUACUAGUAGUAGUAGUUAAAGGAACUGCUUUCGGAUUGCUAGCUUCUUCUGGCUUCGAAGUAGGUGAAGGUCCACUGGAUCGCGCUAACGAGGGUGAGGGUGUGGAAUAUUGUCCAGUCGUACUGGGAGUAACAUGUUUGCCGACUGUGGUAGUGGUUAAUACUGACGAUGCAGCAGAUGACAUCGGCAUCGGUUGUUCGUUCAGCAUAUUUAUGAGUGCCGCAUUACUGGAUGUGCUGGGAGCUUGUGAGUUAAUCGGCGGAGGAAGCUGUAGAGGUGGAUGUGGCAAAGGACUACCGCUAGGCACAUUAACAGGAAAUCCGUUGAACUGUUUCAAUGAAUUCAGAGCGUUGUACGGAGAUACACCCAUCGACGUGGCUGAUGUGCUCGUAGAAACUGUGAAAGCUGAAACUGGCAAAAUGUCAGUUUCCACUAAAACCAAUACCUGUAGAUUUUGUACAAAUUCUGGUGAAACUGUCCCAUUAAGUGCUUUUUUUGAUUUUACCGAUGGCAAAACAUUGGCAGAAGUUGUUUACGAUUUGACACUGGUGACCAUAUCGCCGGAUCACACGGGUCCAUUGCAGAUUUGCGUCCAAGACUGUCUGCCUCGUUUAACUGAUUGCUAUAUAUUUAAACAGCAAAUAUGUAGAAUGGAAAAAGAGAACAGAAGUCAUUUCCAUGCAGUUGGAAUACGAGAAGACGGUAUGUCCGAGGACAACUACACAAUGGAAGUUUUGAUGUCGGAUGAAAAUUCAGAUAAUGAAUUGGAAGAAAAACUGAAUGAAACAAAUCUACAUCAAAUGAAGCAAUUGGUUUUGCCUGCUGAAGAACAGAUCGUAACUCGCUUCGAGUUCGAAAAUUUUGAUUACAUAGAAUAUAGAGGUGAAUGUUGUUGUGCAUGCGAAAAAGUCUUUAGUGAUACCAAUGAACUGCAGGAACAUUCAAAACAACUUCAUGGGUCAUCGACGAACGUUGACGAUACUGACAUAGCUUGCCAGAUGUGUAAAACGAGUUUCCAAAGUUUAACCGAUCUGCAGACGCAUAUCGACCAUUUCGCAUCUAAAGAAAUUUUUAUCUGUAAAUUAUGUCAGAAAUUUUUCCGAAGAAAGGAAGCAUUAAUGAUUCAUAUGGAAGCUGACAAAGACCACACAAUGCUAGCGAAUGUUACAUUAGAGGAAAAUACAGAUGAAAGCUACGCACAGGAUUUACUAAUUGACAAUACAUCCUUGGGGGAUAGAAAUACUGAAAUUCAGUAUGAUUCAUCUACAUCGUCGGAUGACAAAUCCAGAGAUCAGCGUAAUUCAAGCCUUCCGGACGAAAAGUGUAUUAGCUCUAUCGAUGAUUAUGACCAAUACCAAAUAAUUCAACUGGACAGGGCCGAGCGAUGCUGCCGUUGUGGAGAAUUUUUUGAAACGUAUGAAAAGCUGUUACAACAUGCCCAACGGAAGCAUCAUCUUGGUAAAGCAUACUCAUUUGAUCAACCAAUGUGUGACGUUUGCUGCGAAAGAUUCAAAUCUAUAGCGGCCCUGAAUGCACAUAAAACAUACUGUAGACAGGUGAAACAGCUGUACUAUUGUAAACUAUGUCAGACAGUAUGUUUACGAAAAUUUCUUCUGGUGAAACAUUUUCAAACGUCACAUCACCAAACAGGACCUCCCGCUAGCUUGUUAAUGAUUUCCGAUCAAAGCGAAAAAGAAUUGGUGUCCAAUGUCGACAUCGAAGGUACAAAGUUUACUCUUGAACAUGAUGUUCCAGGGUUUCCAUGCUGUUUCCUAAAAUGUUCCUUCGUUUUUGACACCGAAGCAGAGCUUGAUUUUCAUGUUGAUGAACAGCAUGGGCCCCGAAAAGCGAUCAAUUUAGCAGAGAGAGGCAGCGAGCAAAACAUUUGUCGUACAUGCCUACGAAGCUUCGGUUCUCGUCAACUGUUGCUUCUUCAUCGCAAGCGAACACUGAGAAAGAAACAUAUCUGCAGUUAUUGUGCGGAAGCGUUUAUCAUACCAAGCCGACUGCGAGAACACGAACUGCUGGUUCACUCUGAAAAUACACCGAAACAUCCUUGUGACAUUUGUUCAAAAAUAUUUCGAACCCCGAAUUUACUGAAAACUCAUCGCCUAACGCACUCCCAACAACGGGAUUUUUCCUGUGAACUUUGUGGUGCUCAGUUCCGCUUUCGGUUUCAGCUAAAGAAACACAUCAACGGGGUUCAUCCGACGAGCUUUCCCUACCAGUGUAAGUUUUGCGAAAAAAAGUUCUCCACCAAAGCGAAGUAUGACCUACAUUUGCGUUCCCACACCGGAGAAAAGCCGUACGCCUGUCGGCAUGAGCCAUGCGAAAAACGAUUUUCUCACGUUACCGAUCGUAAGCGACACGAAAUGGGCGUUCAUACCGGCGAGCGACCAUACCGAUGUGAUCUUUGUGCGGCGGCCUACAUCCGGAAACGGGAAUUGUUGAUACAUCAACAGAAACAUCAACACAUCGUAGCUACAGAUUGAUUUUUUUCUGU